AUGAAUAAGAUAGAUGAUCCUUAUUAAUUAAAUAUUAGUUAUGAAACUGAACCAAUCAAGACUAAUACUAUGAGCCUUGGAUAACAAUUAAGUUCAUAGGGAAUUGAGAAUCGAAUGAACCUGCCCACAGAGCUUGAUGGUAUUGAUGAAUUAAACAAUUUAAGAUUAUGAAGGGCCAACUCUUUUUUAUUGUAAUCAUUGUAGAAUGGAUUCGGUUUCCUCUUGUGAAUAUGAGGCUACAGGUUAAACAUUUCUUUGUGCGUUUCUUUUAUUUUUUAUUCUCAAUAUUUUUGGUUGUCUAAUUCCUUAUAGUUCAAAUGCAUGUAAAGACAGGAGGCAACUAUGUCCAAGAUGUAGAAAUGUGAUAGGAAUCAAAUAUUAUAAUGCAUGUGCAUGUUGAAAACAUAAUUUACAACCUUAUAAUUUGAUUGAUAAUUAUUUAUUGUAUGAUUAAUAAUUAAAUUUAUUAACCAGUUGAAUUCAUUUAUUCAUAUACGAUAGGAGGAAAGGAGCAGUAGCAUUUGUAGUUAAAGAAUUAAUUACCAUAAAAGAAGAGGAAUCUAACAGAUGAAGACAGAAGAUAAAUAAACAGAGAUAUAUAGAAUAAGUUUGAUAGGAAGGAAACUCUGAAGAAAAAAAUUCACAAGCAAAUUGUUAUCAAAAUUAACCCCAAGAAAUACCUAAAAUUGUAAUGAAUUAGUCUUUAGUUUUAGAAUUAAGAAAUUGAAGUGCAGAAAGAAUAAGGUUAAAAAACUGUCCCUUGGAAAAAAAAUAAAAAUCAUUAAAAGAGAAAGAAUCUUCCAAUUAAGUUAGGAUGAUGUAGAUGAGUAGGUUAAAGUGAAGGAUGCCUAUGAUAAAGAAUAUGAUAAGGGUAAAGUUAAGAAAGUUAAGAAGAAGAGAGAAAAAUAAACAUUAGAUUUUGA
Paramecium octaurelia is the source of this 923-nucleotide messenger RNA. The record is from the annotation of a GenBank genome assembly. NCBI's taxonomy places the organism in Eukaryota, Ciliophora, Oligohymenophorea, Peniculida, Parameciidae.